Molecule: messenger RNA, 648 nt
Organism: Chironomus riparius
Lineage: Eukaryota; Metazoa; Arthropoda; Insecta; Diptera; Chironomidae
Source: the annotation of a GenBank genome assembly
AGUCUUAAUACUAAACUUAACUUAAUCUUAUUAAAAAUGAAAUCAAAAUCAUGCAAAAUUUUAAUCGCAUUGAUUUUAUUUAUGUUUAUUAAAACUAACCUUGAUGCCAAAAGUAUAGGAACAGAAAAUCUUGCUUCUUACAACCCAACAACAGAGAGACAACUGUCAUUCAAUGCAAAAGCUCAUCUUUUCUUCCUUCAACUUAUUGGCAAAGGUGACCUUGCAGAUGAAAAGCCAACAACUCCAUACUCUGUAUUACAUCAACGAGACAAUAAACCAACAGUAGCUGAGCAUUCAACAAGUUCUCCACGACCCACAGAAGCAACAACUACAACAACUGAAGCUCCAUUUGAGUGGAUGGAACGAUGGCCUGUUCAGUAUGAAAAUGGAACUUACGGAACAUCAUUAACUCCUGUUUCGAAAACAAUCCUUGAUAUUUUUGAAAAAGCAAAUGAAUUUAUGACUAAAAGAGGUGACCGGAAAGGAUUAACUCCUCAUCCACUAUGGAUUAAAGUUUAUAUAACUAAGCCCAUGGAAGAGACGACAGAAACUUUGAUUUCAGCUAGGACAACAAUUUUUGAGAAAAAUAGCACAGUUUCUACACUUUAUGAUACAAUUAGUCCAAAGACAGAAGAAAAUAACGACUAG